Mollisia scopiformis is the source of this 1466-nucleotide messenger RNA. RefSeq lists its product as uncharacterized. The record is from RefSeq and is a predicted model, not a curated record. The coding region runs from base 308 to 1087 and encodes 259 amino acids. Gene Ontology annotation, cellular component: extracellular region. Gene Ontology annotation, biological process: fungal-type cell wall organization; cell wall biogenesis; (1->6)-beta-D-glucan biosynthetic process. The transcript is spliced from 3 exons. Lineage: Eukaryota; Fungi; Ascomycota; Leotiomycetes; Helotiales; Mollisiaceae.
CUGUAGUCAAUGGUGGUUCGUGAAUUUGUGAAUUACGUUCUAGAAGAUGCUCUUUCUUCACAAAGUUCAUUUUUAGUAUCUGUACCUACCUUAGGCUCGUGUUCUAUUUUCCCCUGUCGAGCUGCGCCAAUCGCCGCUUCUAAUCAAGCCUGCCCUGCAUCGACGAACGCCUCCGCCUCAGAUUCAAGUUUCUAGCCAUCAAAUACCCAGACUCAAACCCAACAUCACCAAUUCUCAUUGUCGCAACAAAUUUCGUCCCUUUUGCGCAAGUCACUCGUUUUGUAGAUCGAUCACACACAACACCAUCAUGCGUUUUUCCAGCGGUCUUCUUUUCCUUGUGGCAUCCGCCCCCUUGGCGAUCGCAUACCCCGAGUUCACAGUACCUGCUGCAGGCGCCUCUGUCCCUGGUGGGACAGCUUUUACUGUCACUUGGAAAGAUUCUGGAAGUGCACCCUCGAAUGCGGAUCUCACGACGUACACACUGUUCCUGUUCUCGGGCUCGAAUGCCACUCCGCAACAACUAUACCAAUUAGCUGCCUCGACUAUUGCCGCCGGUAGCACAGUGAGCGUUACGGUACCUCUAGGUACAGGAGGAGCAACUACAAAUGCAUACUUCCUAGGAAUGUUAUCGGUGGCAUCUGCGGGUGGAACUAUCUGGACAUACUCCGACCGUUUCACACUCACCGGUAUGACUGGCAGCUUCUCAGCAGCUGUAAUUGCAGCGAAUGCGGCAGUCGUCGGCACGACUGGUCCUGACCCAGUCAACGAUGUUACGGGAACUUCCAAUGGAGCAGCUUCUUCAGCUGCGGCAGGUGCAUGGGGAACUCCGUACAACGAGCAAACCGGACUCACGAAAUACGCUCCUAUGCAACCAGUUCCUCCCACUGCUAUUACUGCCACGAACACAUCGCCUCUCUGGCCAACAUCUUCGGUCGUUUUGGCUAGCACUUUCUUGCCAAUUGCUAGUCAAGUAACCACGCUCACUCAAGCUAACACAUUCAGUGUUUCAAGUCACGCAAACACGGCUGCUGCAGCAUCAUCUCCCACCGACGACAUGCAGAAAUUCCUCAACAGAUGGAAAGAUUAAGGGGCUACAUAAUCCACAAGCGAGAUAUGGUUACGUACGACUCUUAGAGAUGUACAUUUUGAAUGGGAAUGAAUGGUGUUCUGGUGUUGGAGGAAUCAACAGGAUAUUGAACCUUUUGUAAAGGUACACGAAGAACAUUAUACCAUGCAUGAAUUUAGCAACAUCAGAAGGUUAUAGCCGAGUGGUUGGAUUGUCUCGAUUGUUGGUCGAAGUGAGCUGCCAAGCUUGUUUGCAUGUAGUCGUAUAAGUAUGCAGCUACUUCUUUCUCUUUACAAUUCGGACCAGCAUGUUAGGGUCUAGGAGUUUCACAUUUGAUUACUGAUUCCUGGCUCUUCCCGAUAUUGCGACUUUGCCCAUUAAAGCUACUUGCUUUGCUCCC